AAGAGUUUUGCCAUUGGUAGGCUAUUUUAUGUUCCACCAAAUUGUGGUGAACUUUUUUAUCUUAGGUGCCUUUUGAAUUUUGUUCGUGGUCCAACAUGCUUUGAAGAUAUUAUGAAGGUUGAUGGUGUCCAGUAUAGUACUUUUCGUGAUGCUUGCUAUGCUUUGGGCCUUUUAGAAGAUGAUAAAGAAUAUGUAGAUGCAGUUAAAGAGGCAAGUUUUUGGGCAACUGCAUAUUUAUUGCGUAGACUUUUUGUUGCUUUAUUACUUUCUGAUUGUCUAAGUAGGCCAGAAGAGGUUUGGGAGAAGUGUUGGACCUUUUUCUCAGAAGACAUCCUUCAUAAACAACGUUUGAUGCUUAAUCAUCCAGAUCUCACAUUAACAGAUGUGGAAGUCAAGAACCUUGCUUUGUUAGAAAUUCAAAAGAUGUUACGCAAGUGUGGGAGAAGUUUAGAGGAAUUUGAAACCAUGCCAAUUCCAGACAAUAGAUUCUUAUCAAAUAAUGGUAAUCGGCUGGUGUAUGAUGAGUUAAGAUACGAUCGGGUAAAGUUGGUUGAGGAGCAUAAACAAUUGCUUGGUAAUCUAACUGCUGAACAAAGAGCUAUUUAUGAAACAGUAAUGAAUGCCAUUGAUUCAAAUAAUGGUGGAGUUUUCUUCGUAUAUGGAUAUGGUGGAACAGGAAAAACAUUUGUAUGGAACACUCUUUCUGCCGCUAUACGUUCUAAAGGAGAGAUUGUAUUGAAUGUUGCAUCAAGUGGCAUUGCCUCACUUCUGCUGCCAGGUGGUAGAACUGCACAUUCUCGAUUCAAGAUUCCGAUUCAUCCCAAUGAAGACUCCACGUGCAAUGUAAAACAAGGGAGCGCACUUGCUGAACUUCUUAUUAAGUGUAAGCUUAUAAUUUGGGAUGAAGCUCCAAUGGUCCACAAAUAUUGUUUUGAGGCUUUAGAUCGAACUCUUCGUGAUAUCUUGCGAUUUAGCAAUCCAAAUAGUCAGCAAAUGCCUUUUGGUGGAAAGACAAUAGUGUUUGGUGGAGAUUUUAGACAAAUCCUUCCUGUCAUACCCAAAGGAACAAGGCAAGAUAUUGUGAACGCGUCUAUAAAUUCUUCUUAUUUGUGGCAACAUACAAAUGUCAUGCGCCUAACAAAGAACUUGAGGCUUCUUCAUUUGUCAUCAAAUGUUCAGUCAGAAUACCUCACUAAAUUUUCUGAGUGGAUUGCAAGCAUUGGAGACGGCACUAUUGGAGGACCAAAUGAUGGUUUUGCAGAGAUAGAAAUUCCUGAUGAGUUCUUGAUUAAAGAUUUUGAGGAUCCAAUCUCGAAGAUGGUAGAAUGCAUCUAUCCUUCCCUUGCUAUCGCUGAUGACGAUCCGAGUUAUUUGGAAAAAAGAGCAAUAUUGGCACCAACUCUUGAUGUUGUGGAUUCCAUCAAUGAAUACAUGCUCACAUUAAAUGAUUCUGAGUUGAAAACAUAUCUCAGUUCUGAUAGCCCAUGUAAAUCAGAUGCCAACCUUGAUUUCUUAGCAGAUCUUCAUACUCCAGAAUUUUUAAAUGGAAUUAAAGCUUCAGGAGUUCCAAAUCAUCAACUGCAUCUUAAAGUUGGCACACCUGUUAUGCUAAUGAGAAAUAUUGAUCCUUCUCAAGGUUUGUGCAAUGGAACAAGGAUGGUUAUCACAAGAUUGGGCAAACAUGUGCUGGAAGCAAAAGUUUUGACGGGAAUUAGUGCAGGUGAAAAGGUGUUGAUACCAAGGAUGUCUUUGACACCAUCAGAUUUGAGAUUGCCUUUCAAGUUUCAAAGAAGACAAUUUCCUCUUAUUGUCUCAUAUGCAAUGACAAUAAACAAGAGUCAGGGACAAUCUUUAUCUAAUGUUGGAUUGGUUUUACGCAAACCUGUUUUUAGUCAUGGACAAUUGUAUGUGGCUCUGUCCCGUGUUACUAAUCCACAUGGUUUAAAGAUUCUUAUAUGUGAC
This is a messenger RNA of Cuscuta epithymum, 1962 nucleotides long. NCBI's taxonomy places the organism in Eukaryota, Viridiplantae, Streptophyta, Magnoliopsida, Solanales, Convolvulaceae. The record is from the annotation of a GenBank genome assembly.